AUGAAGCAUGUAAAUUCUACGGAGUUUGAGAAUAAGAUGAUUCAUAAAGCAGAGGAAAAAUUUCUUGAGGCAAAAUCAAGGGGAACAAGUGCAUUCCAGAGGAAGGAGUAUUGGCAGGCAGUAUAUUGGUACACAGAGGCUCUCGAAAUCAAACCUGGUGAUGCAGCUGUCCUAUCCAACAGGAGUUUAUGCUAUGUGUAUUUAAAUAAGGGAGAUCCUGCUUUCGAAGAUGCUAGUCAAUGCGUGUUGGCAAGACCAGACUGGCCUAAGGCGUAUUAUAGGGCAGGUGUAGCACUCAAACUUCUGAAUGUACCGAGGCUUGACGAUGCAGCAGAUGCCUUUUCCAAUGGUUUGAAACUGGAUCCUGAAAAUAGAGAGCUUCAAGAUGCAUUCAGGUUAGGUGCCAUUACAUUUAUUACCAGCCCUACAGUUCAUUUAUUACUUCAAGCAUUACUGCUUAGCUGGUUUAUCAUUUGA
Papaver somniferum (opium poppy) is the source of this 477-nucleotide messenger RNA. RefSeq names its product protein STIP1 homolog. The transcript has 4 exons. Gene Ontology annotation, molecular function: protein binding. Lineage: Eukaryota; Viridiplantae; Streptophyta; Magnoliopsida; Ranunculales; Papaveraceae. The record is from RefSeq and is a predicted model, not a curated record. The coding region runs from base 1 to 477 and encodes 158 amino acids.